This is a messenger RNA of Stegodyphus dumicola, 4387 nucleotides long. It is a transcript of the gene Mgat4a, whose product is annotated as alpha-1,3-mannosyl-glycoprotein 4-beta-N-acetylglucosaminyltransferase a. Gene Ontology annotation, cellular component: endoplasmic reticulum-Golgi intermediate compartment; Golgi stack; endoplasmic reticulum. Gene Ontology annotation, biological process: protein N-linked glycosylation. The record is from RefSeq and is a predicted model, not a curated record. Lineage: Eukaryota; Metazoa; Arthropoda; Arachnida; Araneae; Eresidae. Gene Ontology annotation, molecular function: acetylglucosaminyltransferase activity.
UUUUUCAGUUAGAAGAUGAUAUUUUGUCAAAACCAGGGUAUAUAGACACUAUGAAAAAAUUUGCUUAUAAGCAAAUAACAGAAAAAAAGGAAUGGAUGAUUUUAGAUUUUUGUCAGCUAGGAUUCAUUGGGAAGAUGUUUAAAUGUGUGGAUUUGUCCAAGUUAAUCACUUUCUUCAUUAUUUUUCAUAAUGAUAAACCAGUUGAUUGGCUUUUGGAUCAUGUAGUACAGACUAAGGUUUGCCGUUUUGAUAAAGAUCCAAAAGACUGUAAGAAGAGAAAAGAUCAAGUAUGGUUGCAUUAUAAACCUUCACUAUUUCAACAUGUUGGAACACAUUCAUCUUUAAAAGGAAAGGUCCAGAAAUUGAAGGAUAAGCAGUUUGGGAAGCUCUCACUUCAUCAUCCUCAUAAAAAUCCAGAUGCAGAUGUUAAAACUACAUUAAAAGCUUAUAAAAGUUAUUCUGCUGUGCGAGCUUACAAAGGAGAUACAUUUUUCUGGAGCUUACUUCCUCAACCUGGAGAUAUACUUGCAUUUCAUUUUCAUAACCCUGUUCUUAUUGAUAGGUAUUUAUUCAGAAGUGGGAAUGCUGAGCAUCCUGAAGACAAAUUUUUCAACACAACAAUUGAAGUUUUACCAGUUACAUAUUCUGAAGACCAGCCAUAUCCAAAGACCAAAGAUGGCUUUCUAAUUGUUGGACAGUUCAAAGAUACAACAGGUGUUGCAGAAGGUAACAUAAGCUCAACUGUUGGUUAUGUUAAAAUCAUGAGGCUGUAUGUCCACAGUGAAAGUGACCGAUGGGCUAUUUUAAGUGAGAUACACAUUCAACCAGUGGAGAGCAAGUUGGGUAUCUUUGGUCGGUGACAUGACGAUGGAGCUCUGCUGCAAAUAGGUAUUUUGCUGCAGAAGCUUACUUUAACGUGUUCCUUGUUAUGGUGCCUUAUUCCAAAGUGGAAACAGAGAUCACAAAACAAAGUAUGAGAUAUGGAUUACAAUAUAGAAUAUUAAGACUGAUAUUUUUGGAAGCAAAAGCAACAAAACAAAUUUUAUUUUGAUUAAGGAAGAUUUGAUAAAAUUCAGUUUUGAGUUCAUAAAUUCUUAAACCAAAGUUUAACAGAUUUAACUUGCAGAAGAUCCAAAAUGAUAUAUGUACUAGCUGCUGUUCUGUAUUUAAACAUGAUAUAUUGAUUUUGCAUAAUGGAAAGACUAUGCUUGUGCACUUUACUCUGUAAUAUAAGUUUGUAACUAAAUUGGUGUUAUAGGAAAUAUAACACUUUAUAAAAUUUAUCAUUUUAUAGUAAAAUAUAAUGGUUACUGAAUGAAGAAAAGUUUAAUUUUAAAUUUAUAAUUUUAAUGCAGCACUAUCAUGAGUUGAAUUUGCAUUAUAUUUUUGACUGCUAGGAUAUACUCUUUUUCCUGGGUAUGUUACAGAUGCUUGUUUAAGCAGCUAUAUUUUCUGUAAGAUAUCUCAUUGAGCAAAAAAUUAUACUGACCUCUGUAGUGAUACCGAUUGUGGAAGUGUUUGAUUAAUUUGAAAACUUCCAAAUAAAAACAUAUUAUCUACUUUAUUUUGCAAAAUAUCAUUAUGUUACAUGUUUGUAAAGUAAAACAUAAAUACUUGCUUCUUUGUGUUUUAGAAAUAAUUUUGAUUUUUAUCCAAAUUUAUAAAAUUUAGAAUGGUAUUAGAUUUUCAUAAUUUUUACAGACUAUUGAAAUUGAUUCAUGGAAGAAAUUCUAAGUAGUUUAAAUGUAAUAGAAGAUUUCUAAUAUAACAGAAGUUUUCAGUUUUGUUUGUUUUCAGUUUCAGCUUCAAAGUUUAUAUAACGUUCUAGCAUUAUCAAUAAGAGGCAGUCAUAAUCAUUGAGCGGUUUUAUGUACAAGAUUGCAUUUUCUUCCAUAAUUUUAAAAGUGUGUAAUUUUUGUUACCAUAAAUAGCUUUUAACGUGUACAUGAACAGAAUAAAUUUAUGUAGUCAAAUACAUAUACAUAGGCAUGCAUAUAUUUUGGAAACUGUGAAGAUGUGAAUUACAUAAGUGGAAACUCUCAGUCUUUUUGUAGUAAAUUAGUCCUAUCUAGGAAACACUGCAUUCAAAACUGGUAUUAUGGCAGCUGAAAUAUUAUUUUAUUAUAAAAAAGUUAUAGUAUUCUUAGUAAUGUAAUUCUGUUCAGCUUCCUUUUCCCCCCCCCCCCAGAAUUUUGACCAAGAGUAGCUUUUUCAGUUAUACAAAUUAACGAAUAUCUAAAUGUUAGAAACUUUCUACUCUUUUAAAAUGUAAUAAUGUGCAACUUGAAUUUUAUAACAUUUCUGUGCCUGAAAUUUUCUUUGCUUAAAUGCAAUUUUAAUAUUUUUAAAUUCGAAUGAUAUUAAAAUUAUUAAUCUGAAAUGUUUCAGUUGAAAAUUGUUCAAGUAAGUAAGGAACAAUUUGUUGAAUAUUAAAAUAUAAAUUUUUGGAUUAUUAUUGCUAUUGCAUUUUUCAGCAGCUAGUAGAUGUAAUGAAAUCUUAGUUUAAAAUUUUAAAGCAUAAAAUUUCAUUAGGAAAAAAAAAGAUUCUUUUAUGGGGGUUUCAGUCAAAUAAUUUCUCAAAACUUGAAAUAUGUUGAAAUAUUGUAAUUGAUUAUUAUUUUUUAAAUAUACAAUAGAAGUGGGUGUGUUACAGUUGGUUUAGUAUGUAAAAAAUCAAAUCUUGAGCAUAUUUUCAUAUAGAUAGAUGUAUCUAUCUUUUGUACACUUCAACCUAGUCAGUUAUGAACAAGUGUAUUCUCCAGUAUAAACAGUUCAAGCUGUUGAAAUGUUUUGUGGUAUAUAAUACCUAAAAUAUUAAACACAUAAAUUGCUUUGAUGUAUUUUGUAUGGACAUAGAUUUAUUCCUACUGUCUUACCAUUUCAAGUAACAUAUAAAGUUCUCUGCAUAACAUGCUUAUAAUAUACUCACAUUUAUUUAAUUGACUUUGAAAAAAGUAAAGAAAUAACAAUUCAUAAUUUUUGCUCUUCCAGAUCAUCUCAGAAUGUAAGUUUGUAUUCCCAACAAACUCUUUGAAUAUGCUUUAAUAUUCCAGUGCAUCUAAAAAGGGGUUUUUUAAUUAAAUAUUCAUUUACCAAGUUCCUUUUUAAAACCUUUAAAUGUGCUUACAUAAAAGUAUUUGAAUUUAUAUGUUUUAGUACUCAUGUACUUAUAUAUAUAAAUAUACGGGACUGACUGAUUGAUACUAAUGUGAUCUCCAGAUAGUACUCUUGUUUUAUGAUGCUACAUAAUUUCUUGUAGGAAUGUUUCUUAAGGUAAAAUAAGAUUGUUUUGAACAAGUCAUAAUGCUAAUUUCAGAUUAUUACAGAUAUGCUUUACUCAUAAAAUUUUAGUAUCAAAUGAGUAUAAACAUUUUGUUUCAAAUAGAAUUUCCACAUUUAAUUAAUUCUGUAUACCAAAUUAUCAGUUAAUUCAAGCACCUGUUAUGUAAUCUCUACUCCUUAUAAAGGAACUUUAAUCAAUACAUUUUGAGUACAGGUUGAAAUAUUUGUUUCAAAUUUUGGCAUUCAUUUUUGUAAUUAUUAUAUGGCUGUUAAGGUAGUGAUUCAUGUUUAAUUUUUCUUUAAAACUUACUAAGUAUUAAACUUUUAUUUUUUUAUGAUUUGAAACGAAUUUUCUCUUAAACAGUCAUUGUAUUUGAUUCAGUCUUUAUGCAUAAGUAUGUGUGCUUUUGUGAAAUUUCCUGUGUUUAGACAAAAGGUUGUAAAUUGAUUCAAAUGUAAAUUUUGCACUUAUGGUUGAAAUUACGCAAACUGUCAAAAUAUGAUUAUCUGCAUAAGGGGGGAAAUUAAUAUGUGAUCAAUGAAUAUACUUUUAUAGUCAUUGUAAUAUCAUAGUAUUAAUCUAGAAAAAUACACUAUUUGUAGUUUUUCAUAUCAUUUUUUGACUAUGUUUGUGUAUGUUUGUGGUUUUUGGCAUUUAUCAGUACUUCCUUGUUAUUGUAUACAUUGUUAUGCUUUGUAUUAGAAGGCAUUUAUUUUUGAUUGUAUCAUUUUUUAAUAUAAUUUUGAUUUGUGCUGUGAUUCUAAAGUUUCUGGGAAAGCAAGACAUUUGGUUUCCAUUCAUAUAGCAAAGUGAGUUGUAUGUGUGAAUAUGGAUUAAUUCUCUGUAAUAAUAUAUAUGUAUUAAACCUAUGUAUAUAAUACAAAAAAAUUUCUAAAGUGCCAAACAAAGUAUGUAUAUAUGGAUUUGUUAAUGAAACUGUUGACCUAUAUUUUAAAAAGUUUUCAUGAAUGUUAUCAUAUGCCACAGAUGUGCUGUCAUUUAAAUGAAUAGUUCAAAUGUCUAACUAAUCUCCAGUAAUUUUUAACAAUAAAAUACAUGUAUUCUGUGAUUUUUUUAUGAAUAAUAAAACUGAAAUUUUAUUAA